UUAUUCUGUGUUUUACUGUGAAGCACUUUGUGAUUUUUAUCUUGAAAGGUGCUAUGUAAAAAUAUUAUUAUUGUUAAAUAUGGAGACAAAUGUAAAAACUAGAUAGAUUUAGGAUCUGUAUCUUGAUGACAAAAUUGUAUUUCCUCACCAAGCCACCUUCAAUGUAGAAAUUUGUGGGCGACAACGAGGUUUAGUUUACUUAAAAAAUGAACAACCUAAUUACACUAUUUUUGUAAAUAAUUGUUUUCUAUCUGAGUGACUUGGUUGGUGUUUUUUUUUUCUUAAAUGUCCUCUAUUAAAAAAAAAUGGAGGGGGGAACUAAAAAGGGUGGGUUCAUGUUUCUGGCAAGUUCCGCCAUUCGCAUUUCCGGUGCCGCCAAGAGGCUGCCCCUAUGGACCAACCGUUUCCAUAGCGACGAGCACACAGAGCGGCAGGUUUGAGCGAGAGGACUUAAUUUAACCUAAUAAAAACGAGUGUUUGCGUUUAAAGUGACUUCGUAUUUGGUCAAAAGUUUUUUUUUAUUAUUAUGGUUGAGUGACCUGUAAAAAGUGGUGCGCUUUAUAUUUUUACUGGGAGUAAAAGAAAGAAAGUAAGAAAUAAGAACCCCGGUCAGGAUACCGUCUUUGUCGCGGACUAAUAACAAAAUGGACGAAGAAGACAUUAAAACAGUCCGGCAGUUGUUGAUAAACUGCGUCUGCAUGUCGGAUCUAACGGAGGAUCAGUGGGUGGAGGAGAAGGUUCUGGUUCUGGACAGGUUUGCUGUGGACCCCUCCAUCCCUGCUGUGGUGAUCUAUAUGGACAGUUCAUCCGAACUGCAGGUGGACUACAACCCGCCGUCACUGGAGUUAAAGGAGGUUUGCUAUUUUAUCCGCACGCCAGGAGCCAUAAUCACUGAAGACACUUUCAACUCCGCCGUCCAGUGUUGUAAAAGGAGGAGCAACCUGGUCCAGGGGCUGCUGAACGACUUGUGUUUGCACGGCCACUCGCUUCACCUCAGCGCCUUCAGAGACCAGGCCAUCCAGGACAGCUACAUGAAGAGCGUGCACGAGGUCACUGCAGCCGUCACAGAUGACUUUCAUAAGAGGUCAGGGGAGACGGUUCUCUACAUCCCAGUGGAAGGCCUGGCGUGUUCUCCAAAGGAGGCGGACGGGAAGAAAAAGCUCGUGCAGAGAAUGGAGAUGGUCAUGACGCGCUGGAUCGAUCAGAUCCGGGAGGCCCUGAACGACCAGGACACGGCGGAGAGGAGGGACGAGUGCGGUCCGCUUCAGGAGAUCGCCUUCUGGAAGAGCCGCUCCUCCAAGCUGGCCCGCAUCCACCUGCAGCUGCAGGAGCCGGGAGUCCACCACAUCCAGGACAUCCUGCUGCGGGCCAAGUCCAAAAGAAAGGACAAGUUCAGCCUGCUGGCCCGAGAGUUAGAGGAACACUCCAAACAAGCGGACUCCAACCUGACCUUCCUGUCCGUGCUGAAGAAGCCCUGCGAGGAACUCUCCCGGCUCAACCCCGGCGAGGUCGCCCCGACGCUGGAGCGCAUCAUUUCCCUCGUUUGCAUCAUCUGGUGGAACUCCCCGUACUAUCACGCAGAGCAAAUCGCCGGGCUCUUCAGUCAGGUGAGCAACGACAUCAUUCGGCUGUGCAGCCGCAGCAUCUCACUGGAAAGGAUUUUCCGAGGUUUCGUGCUGUCGAGCAAGAAGGACCUCAGCGACUGCAUCCAGUGCUGCCAGAUCUGGAAGCAGAGCUACGAGGACGCCAAGACGCUCCACCAAAAGUAUUCAGACAGAGAGUGGAUCCUGGACGAGCCGGUCUUCAUAAACUUGGUUGAUAUUUUCAUUAGGAGGCUCAGAGAUCUGCUGGAGGUUUGUGAUUGUCAGCACAAGUUUGGACGCUGGGAGGACGGUCAGCAGAGAGAGCUGCCGUGUUUUCGAGGUCUGAGCGGACUGGAGUUCACCAAAACUCUGCUGCAAAUCGAGAGCAGCUUCCACGGCAGCCUGAAGGGCCUGGAGAGUGUGGGCAAAGACAUCCUGAACAUCAAAACCUUCACGUGGAGCAAAGCAUUCAGCAGAUUCGUCACCUUUAUGAGGGAACUGGAGAUGAAGAUGCGGAACCUGAUGAGCUCAGUGUUUGAGACUGUGACAACCGUUCAGGAUGGAGUCCGAGUCCUGGACAGUUUUAGGCCUUUCUUAGUCUAUGAGGCGUUCAACAACUUCUUGCAGGAGAAAGCAGAACAAGUUUACAGCCUGUUUAGAGAACAGCUUCGACUGGUGAACAAAGAGCUGAGCCAGAGGAAGCUGUCCUGUCCCGAUCACAUGUCGAGGACAAUAGGGCAGGUGGUUUGGGCGAAGAACCACAGACGGCUCUUAGAUGAACACUAUAAGGUGCUUCAGAAGGCCUCCUUUCUGCACGACUCAGAGAGCCUCAAGCAGGUGGUGUCCUCCUACAGCCAGACCGUCCUGGGUUUGGACGAGGUGGUGAGGAAGAGCUUCAUCGAGUGGAGCCAGAAGGUGAACGCGCAGUACGCCAAAAUGCUGGGGCAGCCGCUGCUCGUCUACCGGAGGGGAGAUCCGGCUCAGCUGCAGACAAACUUUGAAGAAAGUCUGUUGACUCUGUUCUCUGAGAUCCAGUUCUGGGAGCAGCAGAGGAAGGAGAUCCCUCAGUCUCUGGAGGGGAUUUACCAGAGAAGGGAAGACAUCCGGGUCCUGAGGGAGAGCGUCCUACACCUCACGAGGGAGUACAACAGGAGAGCAGAGAUGCUGUCGGCUCAUGAGCUGGGUCUGUUUGAGCAGCAAAUGCAACAGCUGGAGAAGAGCAUUGAACCCGGUCUUACCAAGUAUCUGUGGCUGAGUGGAGGGGCGUCCACCCUCUUCGUCCAAGAGUGUCUCUCACAUGUGGAGAAGAUCCAGGUGAUGGUCAGCAGUUACUCCCAAUCCAAACUCUCCAUCUCCAGCCUCUGUGAGGAGAUCAGCCAAACACUGCUGCUCACUUUAGACAGCAAGACUUUGUACGGGAGCGGGCAGUUUGAGGAGGAGCAGAAGCUCCAUCGGCAGCUGUGCCUCCAAAAGCUCAGAUCAGCACACAAGAACAUCGUUGACCUCAUGGCCAACAUCUACAGCAACUUUGCCAACGAUGGUGCCAAGGUUCAGGAGCACUGGAUGGCCUUCACAGAGAAGGUGGACCAAAUGGUGGAGAGAGCUCUAACCAUUGCUGUCACAGACUCCAUGAAGAAGCUCUCCGCUGUCGUCAACGGCAACAGCCACACUGUUUUCAGAGUGCUGGUGGAACUGUCCCAGCCGUCGCCUCCAAACAAGCCAAAGAUGCAGUUCUCUCCAACCCUGAGCAAACUCGCGGAGAUCGUAAAGAUCCUGCCUCAGCUCGCCCACAUGGUCUCAGAAUUUAAGAGGCUCCCAGAACUUCUGUGCGGCAGACGCUCGGAGAUGAAUCCCAUACACGUCAAUUUAGAGCAAGAUGUGAACAUUAAAAAGAUUCAGGCUCAGGUCACUGCAGGGAUGGUAGCCAACGCCCAGCAGCUGCAGGCCUCUCUGAAGAGCUGGGAGAAGUACAGGCCCAUCUGGCUGCCCGACAAAGACAUGAUGAUCCAGGCGUACAACAAACCCGACCAGAAAGCUUCUGAUUUUGACACCAGCAUUCAGAGAUACUUGGAGUACGCCGAGAACGCAGAACACGAGGAGACGCUGCUCAAGAUGCAGUUUGUGAUGCUGGACUUCUCCCCGCUGAAGCUGUCCAUCAUGCAGCACUGCCACAUGUGGCAGACCAAGUUCACGCAGCUGCUGGGCGGGCUGGCCAGCUCUAACCUCACAGGGCUUUACGCCUACAUGGACGACAACGUUAAGAGAUUGGGACAACCGCCUCAGACGCUGGAGGAGCUUGAAGAACACUCAAAGCUGCUGGAGACUCUCCAGAGGAACUCCGCUAAGACAGAAGCUCAGAUUAAGCUCAUCCAGGAGGAGUUUGCCGUCCUCCAGAAAUACGACGAGGCCGUGGAGAACCCUCUCAGUGACGCGGUCCAGAACAUGUAUGAAAGCCUGGCUGAGAAGUGGCUUUGGUUCCAGCAGGUUCUGAUUGACGCUGAAGGCUUUCUGGAGGAGCACAGGAAAUCGUUUGCAAACAGCCUGGUCCUCUCCUCGGAGAAGCUGCAGAAGAAGAUCCAGGCGGCUGUGCAGGACUUCCACCACAAAGGUCCAUUUUCCAGCACCCUGAGUUCAGCUUCUGCUCUGGAAGAAAUCGCAAAACAUCGCAAGAACAUAGAAGCUCUAAAGCAGAAGGAGACGAGCAUCAUUAACAAGAUGGCCUUCUUCCAAAUCGAAGACGAACCCUCCAAAAGUAUCCAGCUGUUGGAAAAGACUUUAGAUAAACUGCAGCAGGUCUGGGAGAUCACAGAGGAGUGGAACCAAAACUGGAACCAGUGGAAGCUGGGCCAGCUGGCCUCGCUGCAGAAGGAGAGCAUGGAGAACGCCGCGCAGGACAUGCUCAAGAAGCUGCACGUGCUCCAGAGAGAGCUGAAGGACGAGGAGUGGGAGAUCGUCGAUGACUCCAAGAAGAGGAUCGAGCGCUUCAAACAGAUCCUCCCCGUCCUCGCUCAUCUGAGGAACCCCGCCAUGAGGGACAGGCACUGGAAGCAGAUCGCAGAGGAGCUGCAAUGUCCUCUGGACCCGACCAGCGCCGACUUCACCCUGGAGAAGAUCGUCUCUCAAAGCUUUCACACUUUUGCCGACAAAAUUAGCGACAUCUCAGGAGCUGCCAGCAAGGAGCUCUUCAUCGAGCAGGCUCUGGAGAACUUCACAAAGACGUGGGAGAAAAUCUUUCUGGACAUAAUUCCUUACAAAGACGAAGGACACCUCCACCUCAGAGCCACGGAGGAGAUCUUCCAGACACUGGACGACAACCAGGUGACUCUGUCGACCAUGAAGGCGUCGCGGUUCGUCAGGGCCUUCCAGCAGCAGGUGGAUCAGUGGGAAAGGCAGCUGUUCCUCGUGCAGGAGGUCCUGGAGAUGAUCCUGGCCGUGCAGAGGAACUGGAUGUAUUUGGAGAAUAUUUUACAAGGAAAGGACAUCAAGAAUCAGCUUCCUCAGGAGUGCAAAGACUUCCAGGCCCUGAGUGAUUCCUGGAAAGGAUUAAUGACGCAUCUGCAUCAGAACAACAACGCUUUAACAGGAACGCAACACCCUGGGUUGCUGGAGAAGCUGUCAGACAUGAGUGCAAAGAUGGAGGAAAUCCUCAAAGCGCUGGACAUGUACCUGGAAACCAAGAGGCAGAUCUUCCCCCGGUUCUACUUCCUGUCCAACGACGAAAUCCUGGAGAUCCUGGGACAGUCGCAGAACGUCGACGCCUUGCAGCCUCACCUGAAGAAAUGCUUCGACAACAUCAGGCGGCUGGAGCUGGACAAGAGCAGUGGAACUAAAGCUAAAGCCAUGGUCUCUGCUGACGGGGAGUCUGUGGCUUUCACACAGCCGGUUCUGCUGGACAAACCCGUGGAGGUGUGGCUGUGUGACGUUGAACGAGCCAUGAAAGCUUCAGUGAAGAACUCUCUGAACGGAUGCCUCACAGACCUGAAGAAAGUGACGGGUUCUAGAGAGAAGUGGGUCAGAGACUGGCCGGGACAGAUGGUGAUCACAGCCAGUCAGAUCCAGUGGACCUCUGACGUCACUAAAGCUCUCAUCGCCUGCAAGGAGAGUGGAGACAACAACGCCCUGAGGUCAAUGAAGAAGAAGCAGCUCUCCCUUCUCAAGUGUUACCUGGAGAUGAUUCGUAAGACUUUGCCCAAAGUCCUGCGUCUGAAGGUGGUGGCGCUCGUCACCGUGGAGGUCCACGCCCGGGACGUCAUCGACCAGCUGGGCAGGGCGGGCUGCGAUGACGUCAACGCCUUCGAGUGGCUCUCCCAGCUGCGACUGUACAGGAGGAAAGAGAAGGACGACUACAAUUUUAUCAUCCAACAAACCAACACGACUUUCAAAUACGGCUGUGAAUACCUGGGUAACUCUGGCCGGCUCGUCAUCACCCCUCUCACUGACAGGUGCUACAUGACCCUGACCACGGCGCUCCAUCUGCACCGGGGAGGCUCCCUGAUCGGUCCUGCCGGCACAGGGAAGACGGAGACGGUGAAGGACCUGGGCAAGGCUCUGGCCACGUACGUCAUCGUGGUCAACUGCUCCGAAGGGCUGGAUUACAAAUCCAUGGGACGCAUGUUUUCUGGACUGGCUCAGACGGGAGCAUGGGGGUGCUUCGACGAGUUCAACCGCAUCAACGUGGAGGUGCUGUCAGUGGUCGCCCAGCAGAUCCUCUCCAUCCUGGCCGCCAUCUCCGCCGGGCUCAGCCGCUUCCAGUUCGAGGGGCAGAACAUCUCUCUGGUGCCGUCGUUCGGCGUCUUCAUCACCAUGAACCCUGGGUACGCCGGACGCACCGAGCUUCCCGACAACCUGAAGUCGAUGUUUAGGCCCAUCUCCAUGGUGGUUCCGGACUCUGCCGUGAUUGCGGAGAUCCUGCUGUUUGCCGAAGGCUUCAGCAAUUGCAAGGUUCUGGCUAAGAAGGUCUUCACGUUAUACUCCCUGGCUGUGCAGCAGCUGUCCAAGCAGGACCACUACGACUUCGGUCUCCGCGCUCUCACCUCGCUGCUCCGCUUCGCCGGGAGGAAGCGCCGUGGUUCUCCAGAGUUCCCUGAUGAGGAAGUGCUGCUGAUGGCCAUGAAGGACAUGAACAUCGCUAAGCUGAGCUCUGCUGACCUUCCUCUGUUCAGCGGGAUCAUCCAGGACUUGUUCCCCGCCGUGGAAACUCCUGUGAUAGACAACCAGAAGCUGAAGGAAGCGGUGGAGCUGGAGCUCCGUCAGAGCGGUUUGCAGGUCACUCCCUUCACCGUCACGAAAGUCCUUCAACUCUAUGAGACCAAGAACUCCCGGCACUCCUCCAUGCUGGUGGGGAAGGCCGGCAGCGGGAAGAGCGUCACCUGGAGGACCCUGCAGAAUUCCCUCACCGCGCUUUACAACCAGAACCAGCCCGGCUUUCAGCAGGUCCAGGUGUUUCCUCUGAACCCCAAAUCCAUGAGUCUGGGAGAGCUUUAUGGAGAAAAUGACCUUUCUACCAAUGAGUGGAAGGAUGGCGUUUUGUCUGCGCUCAUGAGGUCUGCUUGUGCAGAUGAAAAGCCCGAUGAGAAGUGGCUUCUGUUUGACGGACCCGUGGACACGCUGUGGAUCGAGAGCAUGAACUCUGUCAUGGAUGACAACAAGGUGCUCACUCUCAUCAACGGAGAGAGGAUCUCUAUGCCUGAGCAGGUGUCUCUUUUGUUCGAGGUGGAGAACCUGGCAGUGGCUUCUCCAGCGACAGUGUCCCGCUGUGGGAUCGUCUACAACGACUACGUUGAUCUGGGAUGGAGGCCUUUCGUUCAGUCUUGGCUGGACAAGCGAAACAAAGUUGAAGUGGAUCAUCUAAAGCGUUUGUUGGAAAAAUACUUGGAGAGCACGCUGGCUUUUAAGAAGACCCACUGUAAGGAGCUGAUUCCCAUCACUGAGCUGAACGGGGUCAUCUCCUUGUGCCGCCUGUACGACUCCGUGACUACAACCAGCAGAGGGGUCAGUCACUCAGACACAGAAAAGCUGGGAAGGGUGGUGGAGCUGUGGUUCGUCUUCAGCCUAAUCUGGUCCGUCUGUGCCUCCGUGGACGAGGACGGACGCAGGAAGAUGGACCACUUCCUGCGAGACAUGGAGGGCACCUUUCCUUUCAAGGAUACCAUCUAUGAGUAUUAUGUGGACCCAAACAGGGAAGCCUGGGUGCCCUUUGAGGACCAAGUCCCCAAAUUUUGGCCCUACAACAAUGAAACUCCCUUCUACAAGAUUAUAAUCCCAACGGUGGACACAGUCCGCUAUAACUUACUGGUCAAGGCUUUGGUGGCGGGUCAGAACCCCGUGCUGCUCACUGGGCCGGUCGGGACUGGAAAAACCUUGGUGGCUCAGAGCGUCCUGCAGGGCCUGGACCAGAACUGGACUUCCCUCACCAUCAACAUGUCUGCACAGACUUCCUCCAACAACGUUCAGGCGAUUGUGGAGAGCCGCCUGGAAAGGAGAUCCAAAGGGGCCUUGGUGCCAGCUGGUGGGAAGCAGCUGCUCUGCUUUCUGGACGACCUCAACAUGCCGGCCCUCGACCUGUUCGGCUCUCAGCCUCCGCUGGAGCUUCUGCGCCUGUGGAUGGACUACGGCUUCUGGUACGACCUGCAGAAACAAACUCCAAACUAUAUCAAGGGCAUGUUCCUGCUGGCCUCCAUGGGGCCCCCUGGUGGUGGGAGGACUCACAUCUCUGCCCGCUUACAGAGUCGCUUCAGCCUCGUCAAUAUGACCUUUCCUGAUAAGUCCCAGAUCAGGAGCAUUUAUGGCUCCAUGAUCCAGAAAAAGCUGCAAAAGUUUACGGAAGAGUUGCAGCCACUUGGAGAAACCCUGACUCUCGCCACCAUAGAGCUGUAUGAAGCUGUCAGAGGGGCUUUCCUCCCAACACCAUCCAAGAUACAUUAUCUCUUUAACCUCAGAGACAUAUCCAAGGUGUUUCAGGGUCUGUUGAGGGCCAGCCCAGACUUCCAUGAUAACAAAAACAGCAUCACAAGACUGUGGAUCCACGAGUGCUUCCGGGUUUUCUCAGAUCGACUCGUGAGCCGCAGCGACACCGACGCCUUUCUGGUUCUGCUGGAGGAAAAAGUGGCAUCUCACUUCAACGUCCCGCUCCACAGCAUUUGUCCCAACAAGCAAGCGCCAAUCUUUGGAGACUUCCUGACUCCAGAGUCCGGCUAUGUGGACAUUGUGGACAUGAAGGUUCUGAAGACGUUCAUGGAGUCGCAGCUGGAGGAUUACAACAUGACUCCUGGAAUGGUUCCCAUGAAUCCUGUGUUGUUUCAGGAUGCCAUCGAGCACAUAACUCGUGUGGUGCGCGUCAUCAGUCAGCUCAGAGGAAACAUGUUCCUCAUCGGCAUUGGCGGCUCCGGCAGGCAGAGUCUCUCCAAGAUCGCCGCCUUCAUCUGCGGGUACCGGCUUUUCCAGGUGGAGGUCACCAAGCAGUACCGCAAGCAGGAGUUCAGGGAAGACAUUAAGAAGCUUUACCGCCUCACUGGAGUAGAAAACAAGCCCACGGUCUUCCUGUUCAGCGACACUCAGAUCGUAGACGAAUCCUUCCUGGAGGACAUCAACAACAUCCUGAGCUCAGGCGAGGUGCCGAACCUCUACAAGUCAGAUGAGUUUGUUGAGGUGUGCCGCGCUCUGUCAGACUCCGCCAGGAAGGACAACGUUCCAGAAACUCCUGAGGCUCUAUUCAGCUACCUGAUCGAGAGAGUCCGGAACAACCUGCACAUCGUUCUCUGCGUGAGUCCAGUGGGAGAACAGUUCAGGAAGCGCAUCCUGCAGUACCCGGCCAUUGUUAACUGCACCACCAUCGACUGGUUCUCUGAGUGGCCCAAAGACGUGCUGCUGGAGGUCGCUGAGAGAUAUUUGGAUGGACUCCUGCCAGAGUUGCUGGAGGGGAUCAAGACGAAGGUCGCCAGCGUCUUUGUGACCAUGCACCAGUCAGUGGAACAGGUGUCUGAAAGGAUGAAGCUGGAGCUCAGGAGGCAUAACUAUGUGACGCCUAACAACUACCUGGAGCUAGUUUCUGGAUAUAAGAAGCUUCUAACAGAGAAACACAGUGAGGUGGGGGAGCAGGUGGGCAAGCUUCGCAGUGGCCUUUUUAAAAUCGACGACACUCAGGAGAAGGUGAAGGCCAUGUCUGUGGAGCUGGAGGAGGCCAAGAAGCAGGUGGCCCAGUUCACUAAGGAAUGUGAGGAGUACCUCUCCCACAUCCUGCAGCAACAGGAAGAGGCUGCAAAUCAGCAGAAGGCAGUGACUGAUCACAGUGAGAAAAUUGCCGCUGAGGAGACGCAGUGUAAGUUCAUGGCUGAAACCGCACAGAGGGAUCUGGACAAAGCUCUUCCCGCCCUGGAAGCCGCCUUGAAGGCUCUGGAGUCUCUGAAUAAGAAAGACUUGACAGAGAUGAAGUCCUACGACCGUCCUCCGGCGCUGGUGGAGACGGUGAUGCAGGCCGUCAUGACCCUGCUGGGAAAAAGCCCCUCAUGGGCCGAUGCAAAGAAAGAGCUGGGUGACACCAACUUCAUCAAGACUCUGGUUAACUUUGACAAGAACCGAAUCACAGACCAGGUAUUGAAGAAGAUCGGCACCUUCUGCAGACAGAAGGAUUUCCAACCGGAAACUGUCGGCAGAGUCUCCCUGGCUGCCAAGUCUCUGUGCAUGUGGGUCAGAGCCAUGGAGGUGUAUGGUCACGUCUACAGGGAGGUGGAGCCAAAGCGGGCCCAGCUGAACGCCGCCAAAGCCCAGCUGGCGGACAAACAGGCAGCACUGUCCGACUCGCAAAACAAACUGCGAGAGGUGGGGGAGAGGCUGGAGGAGCUGAAACGGCAGUACGGGGAGAAGGAGGUCAUGAGGGAGAGCCUGAGAAAGAAGUCAGAGGAGAUGGAGGUGAAACUGGACCGAGCCGCCAAACUGGUGACGGGACUGGCUGGAGAGAAGAUCCGCUGGGAGGAGAGAGUGAAGGGACUUGAAAAAGACAUUCAUUUCCUGGUGGGGGACUGCCUGCUGGCGGCAGCUUUCCUCUCCUACAUGGGACCCUUCCUUUCCAGUUACAGAGACGAGCUGCUGAACGUCUGGAUGACAGAGAUCCAGACUGUGGAAAUCCCCUGCUCUCCUACGUUCAGCUUUGCUGCCUUCCUCUCCAAACCCACCGCCGUGAGAGACUGGAACAUUCAGGGCCUGCCCUCAGACGCCUUCUCCACUGAGAACGGGGUCAUCAUCACCCGUGGAAACCGAUGUCCGUUAAUCAUUGACCCUCAAGGUCAAGCUCUGAAGUGGAUCAAAAAUAUGGAAGCAGAGAAGGGUCUGAAGGUUAUAGAGUUCGGAAUGGCGGAUUACCUGCAGGUCCUGGAAAAUGCCAUCCAGUUUGGAAACCCCGUUUUGCUGCAGAAUGUCCAGGAAGAACUGGAUCCUUCUCUUAACCCCGUUCUCAACAAAUCCCUGACGUGUAUAGGCGGCAGCUUGCUACUGAAGCUGGGAGACAAAGAAGUGGAAUACAAUCCAGACUUCCGGUUUUACAUCACCACCAAGCUGUCGAACCCCCACUACACCCCCGAGGUGUCAGCCAAGACUACCAUCGUCAACUUUGCUAUCAUGGAGCAGGGUCUGGAAGCCCAGCUGCUGGGAAUUGUGGUGCGGAAGGAGCGUCCGGAGCUGGAGGAGCAGAAGGACACUCUGGUGAUCAGCAUUGCUGCUGGGAAGAAAAGCCUCCAAGACUUGGAGGACGAGAUCCUCAGACUGCUGAACGAGGCGACUGGCUCCCUGCUGGACGACCCGCAGCUGGUGAACACCCUCCAGACAUCCAAGGAGACCUCCGCCAAAGUCUCUGAGAACCUGGAGAGGAGCGAACAGACCGAGCAGAAGAUCGACUCUGCCAGAGAGGCCUAUCGACCGUGCGCCCAGAGGGCGUCCCUCCUCUUCUUCAUUCUCAACGACAUGGGCUGCCUGGACCCCAUGUACCAGUUCUCUCUGGACGCUUACAUUGAGCUCUUUAACCUCAGCAUCGAGAAGAGCGCCUUCAGCGAGAAGCUGGAAGAAAGAAUCGGCAGCCUCAACAGCUACCACACAUACGCCGUCUACAGGACCACGUGUCGCGGUCUAUUCGAGGCCCACAAGCUGCUCUUCAGCUUCCACAUGUGCGCUAAAAUCCUGCAGGCCGCCAGCAAACUCGCCCUGGAUGAAUACAACUUCUUCCUACGAGGAGGACUGGUUCUGGACCGCAGCAACCAGAUGAACAACCCCUGCAGCAGCUGGCUGCCGGACUCCUGCUGGGACAACAUCACCGAGCUGGACAAGCUGUUCCGCCUCUGCGGCAUCGUUUCCUCAUUCCAGCUGAGUUCUCGAAAGUGGAACGCUUGGUUCAUCAGCGCCGAGCCGGAGAACUCGCCGCUUCCAGACAACUUGGACAGCAAAUGCACUCCGUUCCUGAAGAUGCUGAUCGUGCGCUCGCUGCGUCCGGACCGCGUCUCCUUCUGCAUCACCUCCUUCAUCAUUCAAAACCUCGGGAGCCGCUUUGUGGAGCCGCCUCCUCUGGACAUGAAGGAGGUUGUGGAGGAGUCCACUAGUUGUACUCCUCUGAUUUUUGUUCUUUCUCCGGGAGUGGAUCCCACCGGAGCACUGGUGCAGCUGGCAGACUCCUCCGGCAUGACUCAGCACUUCCACGCCCUGUCUCUCGGUCAGGGACAGGCCCCCAUCGCCAAAAAACUGAUUGAGGAGGGCGUGAAGAAUGGUCACUGGGUUUUCCUCGCCAACUGCCACCUCUCUCUGUCCUGGAUGCCGGAGCUGGACGAGCUGAUCAAGCGGCUGCAGCUGCUCAAGCCCCACCCAAACUUCCGGCUGUGGCUCAGCUCCUCUCCACACCCCGAGUUUCCCAUCACCAUCCUCCAGGCUGGGAUCAAGAUGACCACCGAGCCGCCGAAGGGCAUGAAAGCAAACAUGAUGCGGCUGUUCAAGCUGGUGACGGAAACUCAGUUCAGCCGCUGCUUCAAAGCCGGGCCCUACAGGAAGCUCCUCUUCUCCCUCUGCUUCUUCCACAGCCUCCUGCAGGAGAGGAAGAAGUUCCAGCAGCUGGGCUGGAACGUGGUGUACGACUUCAAUCAUUCCGACUUUGAGGUGAGCGAGAACCUGCUCUGCUUCUACCUGGACAAAUACGAACACACUCCCUGGGACGCCCUCAAGCACCUGAUCGCUGACAUCAUCUACGGCGGCCACGUCACCGACCAGUGGGACAGACGCCUCCUGACCACGUACAUGGACGACUUCUUCUGUGACGCCGCCGUAACGCAGCCGCUCUACAAGUUGUCUAGCUUACCGACCUACGUCAUCCCCGCUGAGGGGCCGCAGCACUCCUACAGGCUCCACAUCCAGGCGCUGCCGUCCACUGAGCACCCCGAGCUGUUCGGCCAGCACCCCAACGCGGACAUCGCCAGCCAGAUCGCCGAGACCAAGACGCUGUUCGACAACCUGCUGUCCAUGCAGCCGCAGUUCAGCAGCAGCAGCACCUCCGGGGGGGCACAGCCCACCAAGGAGGACGCGGUCUUAGAGUUGAUAAAGGAAAUCUGUGGAAAAAUCCCGGCACAGAUCGACUACGAGGCGACCAGAACCCGUCUGCAGGACUCCUGCUCUCCGCUCAACGUGGUUCUCCUGCAGGAGAUCGAGAGAUACAACUCACUACUGGAAACCAUCAUGUCGUCUUUGCUGGAGCUGGAGAACGGAAUCAAAGGCUUCGUGGUGAUGUCGUCCAGGAUGGAGCAGACGUUCACCUGCAUCUACGAGGGCCGUGUUCCUCCACUGUGGCAGAAGGCUUACCCCUCGCUGAAGCCUUUGGCAGCGUGGACCAGAGAUCUGCACCAGCGAGUCGCCCAGUUUGGGCAGUGGGCAAACACAACCCAGCCCCCUACCUUGUUUUGGUUGUCCGGCUUCACCUCUCCUAAUGGUUUCCUCACUGCUGUCCUGCAGUCCUACGCUCGCCAAUAUAACGUGUCAGUGGACACUCUGUCCUGGGAGUUCAUAGUUUCCACUUUGGAUGACAAAAACCUGAUUUCUCCUCCUACGGAUGGGGUGUUUGUCCAGGGUUUGUUCCUGGAGGGGGCCAGCUGGGACAUACAGAACUGCUGCCUGGUAGAACCUGCCCCCAUGCAGAUGGUCUGUCCCAUUCCUGCCAUCCAUUUCAAACCAGUGAAGAGGCGCAGGAAAGUGUCUAAAAGUACGUACCUGUGCCCAUGUUACUACUACCCAGUGCGAGCUGGCAAAGGGUCAUUUGUGGUUGGAGUUGAGCUGGGAUCUGGAGCUGAGACUCCAGAGCACUGGAUCAAGAGAGGAACGGCACUUCUAAUGAGUCUGGACAACUAA
Oryzias melastigma (Indian medaka) is the source of this 13952-nucleotide messenger RNA. RefSeq names its product dynein, axonemal, heavy chain 2 (gene dnah2). The coding region runs from base 645 to 13952 and encodes 4435 amino acids. Gene Ontology annotation, biological process: microtubule-based movement. Gene Ontology annotation, molecular function: dynein light intermediate chain binding; ATP hydrolysis activity; ATP binding. Lineage: Eukaryota; Metazoa; Chordata; Actinopteri; Beloniformes; Adrianichthyidae. The record is from RefSeq and is a predicted model, not a curated record. Gene Ontology annotation, cellular component: dynein complex. The transcript has 87 exons.